GGCUGCUGCUGAGGAGAGAUCAUAUGAUGUCACAGGUAAACAAGCCCAGAGAGUGGUUUUGCAUCAAGUCAGCGUGCUAAACAAACUAGCUGUGAUAUUGCCUGGCCCGUAAGGAGAUACGUACUAUUUGGAAAUCAAGAUGGAUCUAAAAGGCGCUAUUGAACUGCUGGAGACAGGAGACCAAGAUUGCGCUCUGACUGCUCUACAAAGCUUCAACUCACAGAUGUCCCAUUGCUUUACAUUUGAAAAUGAAGAUGGACAGGAAAGAGAGCAUCUAGGUGAGUUAGUUCUGGGCUUUUUGAAUGGGGACCUGCAGCCUUCAUGCCAGGUGGCCUGUCUGGAGACCAUCCGAAUCCUGUCACGGGACAAGAAGUGCCUUGGUCCUUUUAUCACCUGCUCUGCCAUGUCCACACUGGCCCGGUAUGCAGGUAUUGCUGUGGGUUGUACCAGCACUGAAGACCAGAGAGAGCAGGGAACAAAACAAGGUGAGGAAACUUGUCCACUUUCUGAAAAUCCUGACUUGGAGGUGAUUGUGGAGGCACUGAAGACCAUUUGUAACAUUGUACUCUACAAUGAGACAGCUCAGGUGGUGUCUGCCGAACUACAGUUGAUCAAAGGUGUGGCUGAAAGGUUAAAACAGUGCCGUGAUCCCAUCUGGACAUAUGAGGUACGUUUCUUUGACUUGCGACUGACCUUCCAGCUAACGGCUCUGAGAGUGGAUGUCCGAGCACAGCUGGCUAAGGAGCUGCAUGGAGUCAGCCUGCUCGGGAACCAACUGGAUGCUACUCUGGACCUUUGCUGGCCUGAUUCACUGGAGACUGCCAGGAAGGGCUGUGAAGGUGUACCAUCAGAGGACCUACCACCUCUGUCUCAGCAGCAGAUCGAACUAAGCAUGGAAAUACUUAAAAUCCUCUUCAAUAUUACUUUUGACACGCAAAGACAUAAGGUGGAUGAGGAAGAAGCUGCUGAAUAUAGACAUUUGGGGGCGAUCCUGAGACACUGUCUAAUGAGCCGCACUGAAAGUGAACAACUCACAGAGGAGUUCCACAGUCACACUAUUAACCUUCUGGGUAAUUUGCCAUUGCCCUGCCUGGAUGUACUGUUGAUGCCAAAAGUACAGCCCAAUUCCAUUGAGUACAUGGGAGUCAACAUGGAUGCAGUCCACAUGCUGCUAGAGUUUAUGGAGAGGAGGGUAGACCGGGGACACAAGCUGAAAGAAACACUUAUUCCUUCUCUAAAUUUAUUAACUGAAAGUUCCCGCAUCCAUAGAGAAACCAGAAAAUUCUUACGUUCUAAGGUGCUGCCUCCACUGCGGGACGUGAUGAACAAACCAGAGGUGGGCAACACUCUGAGGAAUAAACUGGUCCGACUCAUGACUCACAUUGACACUGACGUCAAAGACUGUGCAGCUGAGUUCCUCUUUGUACUCUGCAAAGAAAAUGUCUCGAGGUUCAUUAAGUACACUGGAUAUGGCAACGCAGCAGGACUACUGGCUGCCAGAGGACUGCUGAGGGGGGGCAGAGACUCUGGCAUUUACUCUGAAGAUGAAGACUCAGAGACAGAGGAGUACAAGGAGUUCAAGGCGCGUAUAAACCCAAUCACAGGAGUGGUGGAAGAGGACAGGCCUGAUCCAAUGGAGGGAAUGACAGAGGAGCAAAAGGAAUAUGAAGCUAUGAAACUGGUCCAAAUGUUUGACAAACUGUCAAGGUCCAGUGUAAUUCAGCCAAUGCAGCUUGAUAUGGACGGGAAUAUGAAAGAACUGACCACAGACGAUUUGCACAGACUGACCAACAACCCUGUGUUACAAGCAGAAAAUCUAAACAAUUCAGAUGAAGAUGAGGCAUAGAACAAAUGUCUAAAAACUGACAGGAAUAUCUAGGUUUUAUGUUGCACUCACCCUAUCAGUUUGUGUUAUUCUUGUUUUAAAACACUAAACUUGUACUAAUCAUAAAUGUAAAAUGCUGAGAUUAUUGUCUACUGUCAGAUGCUGCAUCUGCUUACUGCAUCCAAAACCUCAAAAUCAAGAUGGAUGCAAAUCAGGAAAAAUGGUUUUACAGGGUUACAGGUUUGUUAUUUGUUUGUCUUCUGCAAAAUCUCCAAGAAAUAUAUAUUAUUCUUUUACUACAAAGUGAAAGUUACAUUUUGUUUCUAAGUUACUAGAAAAAAUAUUUUAAAUAAUCAAGUAACUUUAUCACGUCUCUGUUAUUGUAAUCUUAUAAAUGUGUUACAAUAAUAAAUGAAUAAUCUAUGUAUGUAUGAAAUUUCUUUUCUUCAAAAUGAAUAAAAAUAUGCAACAAAACCAACACU
Periophthalmus magnuspinnatus is the source of this 2307-nucleotide messenger RNA. It is a transcript of the gene ric8a, whose product is annotated as RIC8 guanine nucleotide exchange factor A. Lineage: Eukaryota; Metazoa; Chordata; Actinopteri; Gobiiformes; Gobiidae. The record is from RefSeq and is a predicted model, not a curated record. Gene Ontology annotation, cellular component: plasma membrane; cytoplasm. The transcript is spliced from 13 exons. Gene Ontology annotation, molecular function: G-protein alpha-subunit binding; guanyl-nucleotide exchange factor activity. Gene Ontology annotation, biological process: G protein-coupled receptor signaling pathway. Bases 140 to 1846 code for a protein of 568 amino acids.